This is a messenger RNA of Mirounga angustirostris (Northern elephant seal), 2394 nucleotides long. RefSeq names its product endothelial cell specific molecule 1 (gene ESM1). Gene Ontology annotation, cellular component: extracellular region. Lineage: Eukaryota; Metazoa; Chordata; Mammalia; Carnivora; Phocidae. The coding region runs from base 411 to 962 and encodes 183 amino acids. Gene Ontology annotation, biological process: angiogenesis; positive regulation of hepatocyte growth factor receptor signaling pathway. Gene Ontology annotation, molecular function: hepatocyte growth factor receptor binding; integrin binding. The record is from RefSeq and is a predicted model, not a curated record. The transcript is spliced from 3 exons.
GUGUCAGACCAAUUCCUGUCCUGAAGGAGGGUAUGCAACCUUCUUUAUUCCCCCUUCACAGACGUCCUUGAGCCCUUGAGACGGAUGUGAGCGAGUUUCUCAGUGCUCAUGCAAAACAACCAUCUAAACAUAACAGAUGACAUCAGCUUGGGCUUUUCAAUUCCUGGAUGGCAGCGGCGUGUUAAUCCAGCCUUCAUCCUGGAUUUCAUAAACUAAAACAAGAGAGCCUGGCAAGAGGACAGCGCUGCUGCUGGGUUGAGGAAAUUGAUGACGGGGAAGCAUGCGGGCAACCCAGUGUAUAAAACUCAUAAACGUGUAGGCAGAGGCUCAGCUACCACUUUGGACAGCUGCUUCCCGCCAGCAAAGACCACGCCGCCCGCGGGAAGCCGAGCCAGAGCCCUCGGGGAAACAUGAAGAGCCUCUUGCUGCUGGCCACGCUCCUGGUCCCUGCGCACCUGGCGGUCGCCUGGAGCGCCAAGUAUGCGGUGGACUGCCCCGAGCGCUGCGACAGCGCCCAGUGCAAAAGCAGCCUGCGCUGCAAGCGGACAGUGCUGGACGACUGCGGCUGCUGCCGGGUGUGCGCCGCGGGGCUGGGCGAGACCUGCUACCGCACCGUGUCGGCCAUGGACGGCGUCAAGUGCGGCCCGGGGCUCAGGUGUCAGUUUUACAGUGAGGAGGAUGACUUUGGUGACGAGUUCGGUAUCUGCAAAGACUGCCCCUACGGCACCUUCGGGAUGGAAUGCCGGGAGACCUGCAGCUGUCAGUCGGGCAUAUGUGACAGAGUGACUGGCAAGUGUCUGAAAUUUCCCUUCUUCCAAUAUUCAGUAGCCAAGUCUUCCAACAGGAGAUUUGUUUCUCACACAGAGCAUGACAUGGCAUCUGGAGACGGCAAUUCUGUGAGAGAAGAACUUGUAAAAGAGAAUGCCCGCUCUCCUGUAAUGAAAUGGUUAAAUCCUCGCUGAUCCUGGGUGGGAUUUCUGAGAGAAGACUCUUAUUUUAAUGAUCAUUCAACACACAGCCAACAUUUUAGGAACUGUCUAGAUUAUAGCAUAUGGACAUGUGAUAUUGGGAGGCCAAGUGUGUGGGUCCGGAAAAAAACAAGUAGGCUACUAACAAUCCAUAAAAUGCAUAUGACUGAACACUCUUAGAUAUUUGUUAAGUAUUUGAAUGCAUAUAGAUUUGUUAAAUAUGUGUUUAUAGUAAUACUGAAGAACUGAAAAAGCAAUUUAGAUAAUCUUAAUGUGGAUGCAGAUCAGCCAAAGAGAGAGCUAGCCAAAGCUGAAGACCAGAGUGAGUCCACACGUCCGUGACUCGGAUGUACAUUGACGUUGGGAUACAGGAUGGAGGGAGAGUUAGGAGUGAGAGAAGGUGGGGGCAGGGUGGGGAAGUAUGACAUUUAGGUCUUCCUUGUGGUAGCAUCAAUAGAAUUUAGUUGUGCUUUUUAUUUACUUGGGAAAAGUCAAAACAAAACAAUCCCUGAAGGAAGUGGGAUGUUUCAAGCUUGUGGGAGGUUGAGUAGCAGCCUUGAACCGAGGCAGGUUUCAAAGGGCUGCUACUCGUCAUGCCCAGGUUACCUUAUCUGAAGGAUGAUUCUGGGACAGAGGGCAAACGUACACUCUCAUAAAUGGUUUUAAAGAAUGCCACCCCAGACUGAGAGAGCUAGGAAGUAUUUUGUCCACUUGGAGGAGGUGUGAAGGUAAAUAUUUAUAUAAUUUUGUAAACAAUUAUGUUAGUAUCAGUCAUCCUCCAUACCCAUACUUAUCACCUUGAGAAGAUGAACAAAAUACUGUUUGUUAAAAUGGGUAGAAUAAAAGUGUAACUCUAUAAGGUUUCCAAACACCUGAGGCAUGGUAAAUUUAUUAUUAAUAAUUAUAGCAAUAUUAAUAAUAAUAAGCAUAAGAAAAAACUAGAAAAAAAUUAGUCAUUACGGAUUUAUAAAGUGUCAGAAAAUGAGCAACAGAAGAAAUUUAUUUAAAAGUAAGUGCAGUGACUUAGAUGAGUUUCAGAUUUAAAGUAGAAAAUACUUUUUUAGGAGGUUUGGAAAAGAGUCAAUUUUCAGUAGGAAACGUCAACUUUAAAAUAUUGUUCAUUUUCUUAUUUUUCUUUCCUUUAAAGUUGGUUGAUAAGUGGAAUUAUGAGUACACUUGGGAGGACCAUAGCACAAACAGGACUGUUGUACUAGAUUUUGUUAGGAAAUAUUUGCAGAAGUAUUUUAUUUGGAGCGAAGAUUAUUUAAGAAUUAUUUCACUAUUUACCUAUAUUUUAUUCUCAAAGUUUGCCAACAGAGUUGUGAAUGUGUGUGGGGGAGGGUCUUUGAAUGUAAGCUGAAUAAGCUGUCAGGAUAUGUUUUAAAAGGCAAAGUUUAUGAUUGUUCAAUUAAAAAAAUAAGACCGC